Messenger RNA from Penicillium atrosanguineum, 210 nucleotides. RefSeq names its product MFS transporter asaE. Bases 1 to 210 code for a protein of 69 amino acids. Lineage: Eukaryota; Fungi; Ascomycota; Eurotiomycetes; Eurotiales; Aspergillaceae. The transcript has a single exon. The record is from RefSeq and is a predicted model, not a curated record.
AUGAUUCCGCGCAUCUUCGAGGCUGAAGGGACCAAACUUCUCCUUGCGGGUGACAAAGUCCAAGGUUCGUACCCACUUGGUGAUAUCAAAGGGUUCGACAUGAUUGCUCUUAUCGGAACUCAUGCUGGCCAUCGACGCGAAUAUGACAAGCGCGACGACGAAUGGGGAACCCUCACGAGGGGGAGCACAUAUAUGGGUGAAGAGUUCUAA